Drosophila ficusphila is the source of this 696-nucleotide messenger RNA. RefSeq names its product nucleophosmin. The transcript has a single exon. NCBI's taxonomy places the organism in Eukaryota, Metazoa, Arthropoda, Insecta, Diptera, Drosophilidae. The record is from RefSeq and is a predicted model, not a curated record. Bases 72 to 509 code for a protein of 145 amino acids.
UCAAAGCUAGAAAAUUUGUAGUUUUUGAAAGAUAUUUAUUUCGAUAACAUUUGUAUUUGGCAUAGUUAAUAAUGAGCAAUAGAAAAUCAAAAUUGUUGCGAUCACUGGAGGAUUCGGUGCAACCCAUCGAUCAUGAGGAUGUUGUACGGUUAAUAGCCGACCAAAUUCGUCAGCCCCUGAUUGAUCCUAUUGAAAGGAAUCAAGGCACUAAAACAGAUUUGAGCAUUCUGCAUCUAGAGGAUGCCAUGAAGUUCAGGGAUUCGAUGCAGGGCUUCCAAGUUUCACCUACUGCCGAAUCGCUAGAUGAAGUGAUGCCUGUCAAGAAUGAGGAUCUUGAGGAAAUGCUUAUAGCCCUUACCGAAGAAGAUGAAGAUGAGGAUGAGGAUGAGGAAGAGGAUGAGGACGAUGAUAAUAUGAAUGAGGAUGAUGUGAAAGACUCGGAUUAUGGCGAUGGCAAUAUUGAACAAACAGAAAGCAAUCAAAGCAAUGAUUCUAUCUUUAAAUCUUAGUUUCAAAUGAUGAGGAUAUCAUAUAUGAAGCUUAAAUGCAUUUAAAAUUUGAAGUUCAAGAAUUUUAUGCCUAGGUUUUCUGGAAAGAUGUAUAAUCUAAGUGAUUUUAACAGUUUUGAUGGGUGUUUUCUAUAAUUAAUAAAAAAAAACGACAUUAAUCAGUUUGAUGGCAUUAAAACAACCCAAA